Messenger RNA from Enhydra lutris kenyoni (northern sea otter), 3428 nucleotides. Its product is annotated as glyceronephosphate O-acyltransferase. Gene Ontology annotation, cellular component: peroxisome; peroxisomal membrane; mitochondrial membrane. The transcript is spliced from 15 exons. NCBI's taxonomy places the organism in Eukaryota, Metazoa, Chordata, Mammalia, Carnivora, Mustelidae. Gene Ontology annotation, molecular function: glycerone-phosphate O-acyltransferase activity. The record is from RefSeq and is a predicted model, not a curated record. Gene Ontology annotation, biological process: ether lipid biosynthetic process. Bases 148 to 2385 code for a protein of 745 amino acids.
GCGCCCGGGGUCCUGUGGAGCGGCCGUAGAGGGUGCCGCCGCCCUAGGCGAGGUCGGGCCGCCCAGCGCGGAAGAACCGCCCCCAGCAGCAGCAGCACCACCGCCUAGCAAAGAAUUUCAGGCCCCGCCCGGGACGGCAGCCGCACCAUGGAUUCUUCUAGUUCAUCCAACUCUUGUUUCUCCGUCGGCUCCGCCAGUCCCGGCGCUGUCGUGCUCCUCUACUCGAAGGAGCUCAAAAAAUGGGAUGAAUUUGAAGACAUUUUAGAGGAGAGGAGGCAUGUCAGUGACUUGAAAUUUGCGAUGAAGUGUUACACACCUCUUGUCUAUAAGGGAAUUACUCCUUGCAAGCCAAGUGAUAUUAAAUCUAGUGUUCUCAGUUCCGAAGAGGUUCAUUAUGUCAUUAAACAGCUUUCCAAGGAAUCCCUUCAAUCCGUCGAUGUCCUCCGAGAGGAAGUCUGUGAGAUUUUGGAUGAGAUGAGCCACAAACUGCGUCUGGGAGCCAUCCGGUUUUUUGCCUUUGCCCUGAGCAAAAUAUUUAAACAAAUUUUCUCAAAAGUGUGCGUAAAUGAAGAAGGUAUUCAGAAACUACAACGAGCCAUCCAGGAGCACCCAGUCGUCCUGCUGCCCAGUCAUCGAAGUUACAUUGACUUUCUGAUGUUGUCUUUUCUCUUAUACAACUAUGAUUUACCGGUGCCUGUCAUAGCCGCGGGAAUGGACUUCCUGGGAAUGAAGAUGGUCGGGGAGCUGCUGCGGAUGUCGGGCGCCUUCUUCAUGCGGCGCACCUUUGGUGGCAAUAAACUCUACUGGGCGGUGUUCUCUGAAUACGUGAAAACCAUGUUGCGGAAUGGUUAUGCUCCUGUUGAAUUUUUCCUCGAAGGGACAAGAAGUCGCUCUGCCAAGACAUUGACUCCGAAAUUUGGUCUUUUGAAUAUUGUGAUGGAACCAUUUUUUAAAAGAGAAGUUUUUGAUACCUACCUUGUUCCAAUCAGCAUCAGUUAUGAUAAAGUAUUGGAAGAAAUGCUUUACGUGUACGAGCUUCUAGGGGUUCCAAAGCCAAAAGAAUCUACAACUGGAUUGUUGAAAGCCAGGAAGAUCCUCUCUGAAAAUUUUGGAAAUAUCCAUGUGUACUUUGGAGACCCUGUAUCACUUCGAUCUCUGGCAGCUGGGAGGAUGAGUCGGAGCCCAUAUAAUUUGGUUCCAAGGUAUAUUCCUCAGAAGCAGCCGGAGGACGUGCACGCCUUCGUCACGGAAGUGGCCUAUAAGAUGCAGCUGCUGCAGAUCCAGAACCUGGUCCUGAGCCCCUGGGCCCUGACGGCCGCCGUUCUGCUCCAGAACCGGCCGGCCAUGGACUUCGACGCCCUAGUGGAGAAGACUUUAUGGCUCAAAGGCUUAACCCAGGCCUUCGGGGGCUUUCUCACUUGGCCUGAUAAUGAGCCUGCUGAGGAAGUUAUCCAGUCCAACAUUCUCCUGCAUUCCAACAUCGCUAGCCUCGUCAAAGACCAGGUGGUUCUGAAUAUGGACUCUGGAGACUCCGAAGUGGUCGAUGGACUUAUUUUCCAGCAUAUCACCCUCCUCAUGUGCUCGGCCUACAGGAACCAGUUGCUCAACAUUUUCGUCCGCCCUUCCUUAGUAGCUAUGGCACUGCAGAUGACCCCCGGGUUCCGGAAAGAGGAUGUCUACAGUUGCUUUCACUUCCUGCUCAGUGUUUUUUCAGAUGAGUUCAUCUUCCUUCCAGGAAACACACUAAAGGACUUUGAAGAAGGCUGUUACCUCCUCUGUAAAAACGAGACGAUACAAGUGACGACAAGAGACAUCCUAGUUACAGAGAAAGGAAAUACCGUGUUAGAAUUUUUAAUAGGUCUCUUUAAACCUUUUGUGGAAUGUUAUCAGAUAAUUUGCAAAUACCUCCUGAACGAAGAAGACUACUUCACUGAGAAACAGUACUUGGCUGGAGUCCGAAAGUUUGCGGGUCAGCUUCUGGAUCAAGGUGCCUCGCAGUGUUACGAUGUCUUGUCCUGCGACGUGCAGAAAAAUGCCUUAGCAGCUUUUGUGAGGCUAGGUGUGGUGGAGAAGAAGAAAGUAAAUAGUGACACUGUAUUUAAUGUGAACGAACCUGCCAUGACAAAAUUAGAAGAAAUGCUUGGUAAGUACAGUUCAGGGACCCGUGAUGGGUUUUCACAUUGUAUUUAUCACCAUCCAGUAAGACGAGAAAGUAGACUAUGGCACCGGAUACUUUAUCAAAAUGAACAAGUUUUAAUACAAACAGAAUUAUUUAUAUCAUCUAGGUUUUUCUCAAGGGAAGUAAGGAGAAAGUGCAGAGGAAACACAACAGGCAGAACAUGGUCGAUCUUCUGCAACAUAACUGUCAGCAUCUACCAUAACUAAUGAGGGUCUGAGAUCUGGACCCCUCACAUCCCAUCUCAGUGGACAUGGAGAAAAUACCUCUUGUCUGAGCCCUUGGAUUUAUUCUCCUCCUCUCUGCUCUUGGAUCCCUUCUUUGCCUGGCAAAGGGUUGGGAUCAGUGUUCACAGCAUAUAGACUUCCUGAACUCAGAAUUGGAGCUGAUAGCGUAUCCUUAGGAGAAUAAUCCGACCCUUACUCUUCUCCAGACGCCAUCAGCUUAUCAAUAGGUAGUUCAGUCCAGAAAGGCAAGGUCAUCUGUUUGCAGUACGAAGAGAGAGUCAAGAGUGUGGAUGUAAGGAAAGAGAUCGAAGAGGUCAGAGGAAUUAGCGAACAUUUCUCUUAGGAAUGAUGGGGUAGUUUUGGAACGGGAGGGUGUCAGUAUUUGAAAAAAAAAAAAUACUGUCUGCUGAUUGUAUUGAAUAAGCACAACAUUGUUGAAUGGAUAUUCUUGUAAGUAGUAUUCUUGUACCUAAACCUAAUCCAGUACGUUUGUUAAGCCUGCGUGAAGAGCUUCAGGUCGACGUCUGGUGGGAUGAGGGGAAAACGAAUGGUAAAGCAGAAUGGCUGAAGAAAAAGGGUAGAAGGCAAAGAAAUGGUUGACAUCAGUGGGGAAGAUGGAAAUACUAAUUUCUUGCUGAAGAAAAUAUGAAGGUUGAAAUCUCCGUCUUCUGUUUGUAUUGUGUCUGAAAUCUGAGAAUAUGUACCCUUGAAACUCGAUUUUGAGUUUGGUGAGAGGAGCAUCUAGCUUUGAAACAACCUCCAAAGCCCUCAUUCUGUGAGGAUGACAGAAUUGAUUUCUUAAUCACAGGUGGCAGAUAUGACAUGGGUAUGAAUGUGCUAGAACAUACUAGAACGAAAGUCCCGAAGGCAAACUGUUCUGAUUCUGGCUCUGCCCCUGGCUGUAGGGUGGUGGGUGGGGGCCGCUGCUGCUUCCCCCGCAGAGGGGCAGGUGUUCUCCCUCGGUGCUCAGUCAGCCUCUGGAACCACGAGGCUUAAACAGCUUUGUGAGGAAGGGCAAACUCAAG